CGCUUUUUGAGGUAUUUCUUAGUCAAGCCCUCCUAUUCCUUCCGAUCGGCGUUUGGUGGGCUGAUUGCUUGGCUGGUCUCGUUCGACUCCGGAGUAGACGAUCGUAGUGGCUGCUGUACUGUACGUACUCUGCAUCUGCACAGUGACAUGUCCAUUCUUGUUGACGACACCCUCCAAACUGAGGGGUCGGUUUCCAGUCGGUCUCCUGUCCCUGUCCGUCCCCGACUGGUCUUUAUACCUUUUUAGCGGGAGGGCAGAGUUUUAACGUAACUCAGAAAUGGCCACAUGAAAUCAUCCCGCAAUACCCGCUUAUCGUGCCAGCGGUUACACGCAAAGCAUGAGCUCCGCGGAGAUGAAGUCGCAUCGGGAUUUCCACGGUGAUUGAGGCACCGUAUAAAUAUGCGCUCCGUCUCUCUUCUCCGCUCGUCUUCUGCUGUUCCUCAUCCUGUCACAUCAUCCUAAUCACUCUGAAGAUCCAACCCUGCCUGUCUCCAUGUCUUUGACUCCCGAACAGGUCCAGACCAUCAAGGCCACUGUGCCGGUCCUCCAGGUCCAUGGCAAGGCCAUCACCACUCUGUUCUACAAGAACAUGCUCGAUGCCCAUCCCGAGCUGAACACCGUCUUCAACACCGCCAACCAAGUCAACGGCCACCAGCCGCGCGCUCUCGCCGGCGCCCUGUUCGCCUAUGCCUCUCACAUCGACGACCUGGGCGCUCUCACGCCCGCCGUCGAGCUGAUGUGCCACAAGCACGCCUCCCUCUACAUCAAGCCCGAGCAGUACGAGAUCGUCGGCAAGUACCUCCUCGAAGCCAUGGGCGAGGUGCUCGGCGACGCCCUCACCCCGGCCAUCCACGCCGCCUGGGCCGCCGCCUACUGGCAACUCGCCAACCUCAUGAUCGGCCGCGAAGCCCAGCUCUACCAGGAAGCCAACGGCUGGACGGAUUUCCGCGAGUUCCGCAUCGCCCAGAAGAUCCCCGAGUCUUCGGAAAUCACCUCCUUCCACCUCGUCCCGGUCGACGGCAAGCCCCUGCCCUCCUUCCGCCCCGGCCAGUACAUCUCCAUCCAGGUCUUCGUGCCGGAGCUCAAGUACCCGCAAGCCCGCCAGUACUCGCUCUCCGACAAGCCCGAACCCGACCACUACCGGAUCAGCGUCAAGCGGGAAUCCGGGCUCAAUCCCCGCCAGCCCAACGCUGCGGCGCACCCGGGGUACGUGUCGAACAUCCUGCACGACCAGAUCAAGGAAGGCGACGUCGUGAAGGUCUCGCACCCCUUCGGCGACUUCUUCCUGCAGGACGAGGAGACCUCAAACCCCAUCGUCCUCAUCGCCGCCGGUGUCGGUCUCACCCCUCUCACCUCCAUCCUCAACACCCUGACUGCGAAGUCCGCCCAGCGCAAGAUCCACUUCGUGCACGGCGCGCGCUCCUCCGCCGCACGACCCUUCCGUCCGCACAUCCAAUCUCUAGCCGAGAAGUUCCCCAACCUGCACGCGACGUUCUUCACGGGCCACCCAACAGAGGCCGACAAGCAGGGGUCGGACUUCGACCACGCCGGCCGCGUGGACCUGAGCAAGCUAGACGACGAGAAGGAUCUGUUCCUGGACGACCAGAGCACCGAGUACUACGUUUGCGGACCCGAGGGGUUCAUGGGCGCCAUGAAGGCCGGGCUGGUGGGCAAGGGCGUGAGUGGCGAUCGCAUUAAGAUGGAGCUGUUUGGAACGGGAGGCGUUCCUUCUGCUUAGAUUUGCAUAGCGUUGCAUUGGCUUAAGCGAUAUGUGGGUUGGUGUAAUUUUUCAUAGAUCUCCCCUCUUAUACAUUACGAGUUAUGCUUUUGUUUAGAUCAUUGUGUUAAUAUAUGGUCUUAAUUAAGAAUUCUGAUUAUCAUGCAUUUAUAAGACCGUUGAAUUAAUAAUGGAUUUAGCGUGGAUUUAACCUGAAC
Messenger RNA from Aspergillus steynii IBT 23096, 1935 nucleotides. It is a transcript of the gene fhpA, whose product is annotated as flavohemoprotein. The transcript has a single exon. Bases 494 to 1738 code for a protein of 414 amino acids. Gene Ontology annotation, biological process: nitric oxide catabolic process; cellular response to nitrosative stress. Gene Ontology annotation, cellular component: intracellular anatomical structure. Gene Ontology annotation, molecular function: oxygen binding; FAD binding; nitric oxide dioxygenase [NAD(P)H] activity. Lineage: Eukaryota; Fungi; Ascomycota; Eurotiomycetes; Eurotiales; Aspergillaceae. The record is from RefSeq and is a predicted model, not a curated record.